Acanthamoeba castellanii str. Neff is the source of this 270-nucleotide messenger RNA. RefSeq lists its product as uncharacterized. Bases 1 to 270 code for a protein of 89 amino acids. NCBI's taxonomy places the organism in Eukaryota, Discosea, Longamoebia, Acanthamoebidae. The record is from RefSeq and is a predicted model, not a curated record. The transcript has 3 exons.
AUGGCUAGCUUUGGUGGCGUUAGCCCCAGCAGCGAGGCCAACAUGUGGUCCAAGCUCGAAGAGGACAACGACAGCCUCCAGCCAGGAGCGAUGGAGGCGAUGAUGAAGGCGUUUCAAGCCUGCGACUACGUUUCUUCCGACCCCGCGAAAGCGGUGCAAAUGGCCGAGACUGCGCUGGAGAUCACGCAUGGCUGCCCCGAGGCCUUCAACGUGCUGGCCCAGUGCAAGGCCACCUCGCUCGACGAAGCCUUCGACUUAUACACAUGCUGA